Nyctereutes procyonoides (raccoon dog) is the source of this 4867-nucleotide messenger RNA. RefSeq names its product mitochondrial translation release factor in rescue (gene MTRFR). The transcript has 3 exons. Gene Ontology annotation, biological process: translational termination. The record is from RefSeq and is a predicted model, not a curated record. NCBI's taxonomy places the organism in Eukaryota, Metazoa, Chordata, Mammalia, Carnivora, Canidae. Gene Ontology annotation, cellular component: mitochondrion. Bases 1248 to 1823 code for a protein of 191 amino acids. Gene Ontology annotation, molecular function: translation release factor activity.
CAUUUGACUGUUUUUAAGGUGACUACUAGAAAAUUUAGAAUUUCACAUGUGGCCCACAUUAUGUUCAUAUCAGACACCGUUCUAGAACACUAAUGUAAUAAAAACAUUAUUGGUGUUCUUUUUUUUCAAAAAAGAUUUUAUUACUUAUGAGAAAGUGAGCAGGGGGAGAAGCAGACUCACCGCUGAGCAAGGAGCCCAAUGCAAGGCUUGAUCGCAGGACCCUGAGAUCAUGACCUAAGCCAAAGGCAGAUACUUAACUGACUGAGCCACCGUGGUGUUCUUUUUCAGAUGACCCUUUCUCAAUCUUUGUUUCCAUUUCACCUUCUCUAUUAGCUCAAAUUAAUAUUCUUUUUUUUAAGAUUUUAUUUAUUUAUUCAUUCAUGAAAGACAGAGAGAUAGAGUGCAGCAGAGGGAAAAGCAGGCUCCACGCAGGGAGCCCGACAUGGGACUCGAUCCCCGGUCUCCAGGAUCAGGCCCUGGGCUGAAGGUGGCACUAAACCGCUGAGCCACCCGGGCUGCCCAAAUUGAUAUUCAUUUAAUUAUUUUCUCUGAAUGUUUGCCUUUCCUGCCAUUACUGUCCUUCCCCUAUCUCCAUCUUUGCCAUCAUCGUUCGGGAGCUCCCAUCCAGUAGCCAGGCAGUCCUAGGAGCCACCGUACAGGCAAGCACCUUUGCUCAAAGUUUUUGGCUAUGACACUCCGUGGUUUCUGAAGGCCAGAGCCUCACUUGGGAGCUGGUUAGGGACGCAGGUCUCUGGCCCCACCCGAGACCUAUUGAAAUAGUAUCAUCUCUAACAGAAUCUCCAUGGGGUAUGUCUGCUCAGGAAAGCGUGCCACGGUGAGAGCUUUACCAAUCAUCUUUCUUAAGGCGCCCCCAUUUCAGUUCAUCACAUCUGUUCCUUCAGUUGGAUUUGAUGAAGUUUCUACGAGGUUGAGAUACCAUGAAAGUUGUUGCCAAGAGAAACUAGCACUCUGUAUCUCUAAAAAGAUAGUGAGGCAGGGACUUUUGGGCAAAUGGCAUCCAGAAGGUGAGUCCAGAGAUUGAAAUCCUAUGACUUCCUGCAAACAGACUCAAAUAUCCUUAUCUCUCGCAGAGACAUCACUGUCCCCUUCCCCCAUCUCCAGAGCAUUAGAGCUACUAGUGAAAUGAGCCUCACCUUGCUGUGUCUAGUUUACAUCUGUUUGCUGCAGUCCCAGGCCACGUUGCAGAGCUCAACGUACCAUCCCUGCAGCCAGACAUCUUCCUAGGCAUGGUUGACUGUGGAGGCCUGAAGAGGAAAUUUAUGGCGACUGGUCCAGGUCCCAAGCUAGCAGAGCUCCUCCACAUGAGUACCUCAAGUUUCUUUGGCUUGCUUGCACGACUGGCCAGACUAUGCACCAUGCCACAGGGCCUUGGACCUCAGGCAAAGCCAGUGCUGUCAGCCCCGAGAGUGGCAGUCACUAUGGUCCAGGCGGCAGGCAAGAAGGACCGCCCUGCUCUGCCUCUCCUGGAUGAAAGUGAACUGGAAGAGCAGUUUGUGAAAGGACAUGGUCCAGGGGGCCAGGCCACCAACAAAACAAGCAACUGUGUGGUGCUGAAGCACAUCCCCUCGGGCAUCGUCGUCAAGUGCCAUCAGACAAGAUCAGUUGAUCAGAACAGAAAGCUGGCUCGGCAAAUCCUACAAGAGAAAGUGGAUAUUUUCUACAACGGUGAAAACAGUAUUGUUUACAAAGAAAAACAAGAGGCAGAGAAGAAAAAGCAAGAGCGGAAACGAAGAGCAAAGGAAACCCUAGAAAAAAAGAAGCUCCUGAAAGAACUCCGGGAAUUAAGUAAAAACGUCCACUGAGAAAGAAAUGAAGAUGUUUUGUUGUUGCUUUGUUUUUAAGAUCUCUGCACCCAACGUGGGGCUUGAAUUCACAACCCCAACCCCAAGAUCAAGAGUCUCCUGCUCUUCCAACUAAGCCGGCCAGGCACCCCUGAAAAAACUGCAGAUUCUUUUUUUUUCCUUUAAGAUUUUAUUUAUUUAUUCAUGAGAUCAACAGAAAGAGGGAAGCAGAGACACAGGCAGAGGGAGAAGCAGGCUCCUCGCAGGGAGCCCGAUGUGGGACUCGAUCAUGGGACUCCAGGAUCACGCCCUGGGCUAAAGGCAGACACUUAACCACUGAGCCACCCAGGCAUCCCAAAACUGCAGAUUCUAACUAAAGAACUUGCCAGAGGCAGGGUGCCUGGCUGACUCAGUUGUUGAAGCGUCCCAUUCUUGAUUUUGGCUCAGUUCAUGAUCUCAGGAUCAUGAGAUGGAGCCCCAAGUUGGACUCCAUGCUGGGCAUGGAGUCUGCUUGAUUCUCUCUCUCUCUCUGCCUCCCUCCCACCCCCAACCUGCCCUCCUCAUGCUCAUGUACUCUCUAAAAAAAUAAAAAUAAAAAGGGGUCGUCAUGAUAGGACACUAGGAGGAGCCAUGGAUGGCUGACAAAGUUCUUUCUGGACCUGGGCAGUAAUUAGAAGGAUGUCACCAGACUUUGUUAAACUACACAUUUGUGUGAUUGUAUCUUGCUUUAUUACCAAAGGUUAAAAAUAAAACUUUUUUGAAAAAAGCAUUACUAAAGAAGGUCUUUUUUUCUUUUUCUUUUUUUUUGAAAACUGGAAUGGAGUCAAACAUUAGUGGCAUUUUUGGAAUGCUUAGCUGGCUCAAUCAGUGGAGUGUGGGACACUUGAUCUCAGGGUUGAGUUCAAGCCCCACAUUGGGUGUAAAUUACUUAAAAUCUUUGUUUUUCAACCAUUUUAUUUAUUUGAGAGAGAGCACAAGCAGGGAGAGGGGCAGAGAGAGGAGAAGCAGACUCCCCAUAGAGCAAGGAGCCCAAUGUGGGGCUCAAUCUUGGGACCCUGGGAUCAUGAGGUGAGUCAAAGGCAGAUGCUUAACCAACCGAGCCACCCAGACACCUCAGAAAUAAAAUGUUUAAGAAAAAAACCAAAAAAAAAAAAAAAAAAAAAGAAAGAAAAAAACCACACACACAUUAUGGCAUUUAGUGCCACCAUUCAUCUGCUGGGAGGUUAUUGCUCAGCGAUACUUAGACAUCCCUUAGCUUAAUGUCAGACUAAGAAUAAAAGAAAAACAAGGCAGAGAAAAGUAGACACGUGAGUAUGGUAACCUGCCUGUUUAUCCCAUUAACUUAAUAGACUGUGCUUUGCCAAGUAUCCUGUGAUGUGAAGACACAAGAUGGGCGCCUGACUGGCUCAAUAGGGAGAGCAGGCCACUCUUGAUCUUGGGGUCAUAAGCGUGAGUCCCAUGUUGGGUGUAGAACCUACUUUAGAAAAAUACCCACAUUCCCUAUAUGUUGAUUUACAAGUAAAUUUAUGAGUUUCCAGAAACCUGAUUUGUGACAAUUGUUUGGGGUUUUUAGGCACAGGGUAAUAGCUUGGCUUGUCAGAACACAUCAGGUGUUCACCCAUAAAACAGGUAGGGGAAAAAAACCCUGAGGGGAGAUAGUCCCUGUCAGACAGGGUCUGCAGGCAAAGCUAGCCCAUUCUGCAGCCACAGACCGCAUGCCCAGGGCAUGUGUCCCAAUAAAUUUACCUUUAAGGCAGCCAUCGAAGGCUCUUCUCACCUUGGAGUGAGCUGGAUUAGAAGUUCCAGCAUUGCAUGCAAGGCUCUGGAGACCUGGUCGCAGCAUCCAGGACCCUUCCCUCUGUGGACCUCCACUUAGAAGGUAGCCAAGCACCUGGAAGGGUCCAUGACAAGUGGGUAAGGGUGGGAAGAGAACUCUGGGAGCUAUGGACAGGAGGGACAGAGGCUUCAAUCUGUCUCCUCUCUUGUACCUUUUGGGAUUUGCUGUGAGGUGCGUGAAAGAGAUGCAGACAAGCCUGCUCCUCAGAGCUGACUCUUAGCAGCCCAGCCCUUAGACCUAUUGUGGCUGGGCCCUCACCUCCUGCCUGCAAAACUGACCACUUCCCUCAUUUGUUUCUGUCAACCGCUCACCACAGUGAAUCCUCACCACCUGGGAAUUAGUGUCUAAGGAAUGUGGUAAAAACCACCACAAGAUCCCUUUGGAAGGCGCUGCUGGGGACCAGCACUCGAGUUCUCCACACAUCAGCGCAAGCAGCUCUUCGCCAGCACCAGAGCAGGGGAUCCUUCCAGUGAGCACCAGAUGUAGCCAGCUGGACUUCAGUGGCUGCACAUGAGAAACACAUGCCUCCUGCACCCAGAAAUGCUCCCAGGAUAGAUAACACAUGAAAGCCCAGAAUGGCCUCGUUGUGGGCAGGCAAUGGACGCAACACUGACAUUCUUGUUUUCUCCCCUGGUGACACUAAGUCUGCUGCAAGUAAAAUGCACCAGAAUGCAGCCUCAUGUGACCCCCACCUUCUGACUUAAGCAAACCCGUUCCUUCCUCAGCCCACAGUGGUUACAGCAUUGCAUACAACAGGUUUCUGGAGCUAGGUGGGCAAACAUUCUGUGACCGGGAGCUCCCAUCUCAUCGGAGCUGUUUUUUGUUUGCUUUGUUUUAAAGAUUUUAUUUACUUUUUUUUUAAGAUUUUAUUUUUAGGUAAUCUCUGCACCCAAGGUGGGGCUUGAACUUACAAGCCCGAGAUCAAAAGUUGCCCCUCUACCUACUGAGCCAGCCAGGUGCCCUGAGCAGCUGUCUUUUAAACUAUCACUUAAGGGGCACCUGGGUGGCUCAGUCAGUUAAGUGUCUGCCUGCAGCUCAGGUUGUGAUCUCAGGGUCCGGGGUCAGAGUCCUGCAUCAGGCUCUCUGCUCAGAGGGGAGUCUGCUUCUCCCUUUCCCUCUUGUGCGCCCCCUGCUUGUGCUCUCUCUCUUGCACGCGCUCUCUUAAAUUAGUAAAAUAAAAUAAGUAAAAUACCACUUGAAAAAUAAUACCACUGGGGAUCCCUGGGUA